Messenger RNA from Eubalaena glacialis (North Atlantic right whale), 3534 nucleotides. RefSeq names its product zinc finger protein, FOG family member 2 (gene ZFPM2). The coding region runs from base 66 to 3521 and encodes 1151 amino acids. NCBI's taxonomy places the organism in Eukaryota, Metazoa, Chordata, Mammalia, Artiodactyla, Balaenidae. The transcript has 8 exons. The record is from RefSeq and is a predicted model, not a curated record. Gene Ontology annotation, molecular function: RNA polymerase II-specific DNA-binding transcription factor binding. Gene Ontology annotation, biological process: negative regulation of transcription by RNA polymerase II; positive regulation of transcription by RNA polymerase II; cell differentiation. Gene Ontology annotation, cellular component: nucleus.
CCGAGGGAGCGGUAGCCCCGACCGCGGGCACCGCGGGAGCCCCAGUGGCAGCGGCCGCCGCCGAAAUGUCCCGGCGAAAGCAGAGCAAACCCCGGCAGAUCAAACGGCCGCUAGAAGAUGCCAUUGAAGAGGAAGAGGAAGAAUGUCCAUCAGAGGAAACAGACAUCACCUCAAAAGGGGACUUUCCACUGGAGGAAAGCUUUUCCACAGAAUUUGGGCCUGAAAAUCUGAGCUGUGAAGAAGUGGAAUACUUUUGUAACAAAGGUGACGAUGAAGGAGUCCACGAGACAGCAGAAUCAGAUGGGGACACACAGUCAGAGAAACCGGGGCAACCUGGAGUUGAGAUAGACGACUGGGAUGGACCAGGAGAGCUGGAGGUGUUUCAGAAAGAUGGAGAACGAAAAAUUCAGAGUCGGCAGCAACUUCCAGUGGGAACCACCUGGGGGCCGUUCGCUGGGAAGAUGGACCUGAAUAAUAAUUCCUUGAAGACAAAGGCUCAGGUGCCGAUGGUGCUGACUGCUGGUCCCAAGUGGCUACUGGAUGUGACUUGGCAAGGAGUGGAAGACAACAAAAACAACUGCAUUGUGUACAGCAAAGGGGGUCAGCUUUGGUGCACGACUACGAAGGCCAUCUCUGAGGGUGAAGAGCUAAUUGCCUUUGUGGUGGAUUUUGACUCAAGGCUACAAGCUGCCAGUCAGAUGACUCUUACAGAAGGGAUGUACCCGGCGCGCCUGCUGGACUCAAUUCAGCUGCUCCCUCAGCAAGCUGCCAUGGCUUCUAUUUUGCCUACAGCUAUUGUCAAUAAGGAUAUAUUCCCUUGCAAGUCCUGUGGCAUCUGGUAUCGGAGUGAGCGGAAUCUGCAAGCCCAUUUGAUGUACUAUUGCAGUGGGAGACAAAGAGAAGCUGCUCCAGUGUCAGAGGAAAAUGAAGACAGCACUCCUCAGAUUUCCAGUAUGUGCCCCUUCCCACAAUGCACCAAGAGCUUUUCAAAUGCCCGAGCUCUAGAAAUGCACCUGAACUCACACAGUGGAGUGAAAAUGGAAGAAUUCCUCCCCCCUGGUGCUAGUCUAAAAUGCACCGUCUGUAGCUACACUGCUGAUUCUGUGAUCAACUUUCACCAACACCUGUUCUCCCAUCUCACUCAAGCUGCCUUCCGAUGCAAUCACUGCCACUUCGGCUUCCAGACUCAGAGGGAGUUAUUGCAGCACCAAGAGCUCCAUGUCCCUGGCAGCAAACUGCCCAGAGAAAGUGACAUGGAACACUCUCCAAGUGGAACCGAAGACAGCUUACAGCCAGCCACAGACUUGCUGACCAGAAGUGAACUCCCCCAGAGCCAAAAGGCCAUGCAGACUAAAGAUGCGAGCUCUGACACGGAGCUGGACAAGUGUGAGAAAAAGACUCAGCUCUUUCUCACUAACCAGAGACCCGAAAUUCAGUCUGCAACAAAUAAACAAAGCUUUGCUUACACGAAAAUAAAGUCUGAGCCCUCUAGCCCAAGACUCGCCUCAUCACCAGUUCAGCCUAAUAUUGGGCCUUCUUUCCCCGUGGGACCCUUUCUAUCUCAGUUUGCUUUUCCCCAAGAUAUCACCAUGGUCCCUCAAGCUUCAGAGAUCUUAGCCAAGAUGUCUGAACUGGUACAUCGGCGACUGAGGCACGGAAGUAGUAGCUACCCUCCCGUCAUUUACAGCCCCUUGAUGCCCAAAGGGGCUACCUGUUUUGAGUGUAACAUAACGUUCAAUAAUUUGGAUAAUUAUCUAGUGCACAAAAAACAUUACUGCAGCAGCCGAUGGCAGCAGAUGGCCAAGUCCCCAGAGUUCCCUGGUGUUUCGGAAAAGAUGCCUGAGGCCGUGAGUCCCAACGCUGGCCAAACCUCCAUAAACCUUCUCAAUCCAGCCGUUCAUUCUGCUGACACUGAGAAUCCACUUCUUCAAACACCCUGCAUCAAUUCCUCCACUGUUUUAGAUUUAAUUGGACCAAAUGGGAAGGGCCACGACAAGGACUUUUCCAUUCAAGCUAAGAAGCUCUCCACCCCCAACAGCAAUGACGAUAAAAUUAAUGGAAAACCUGUUGAUGUGAAAAAUCCCAGCCUCCCCUUAGUGGAUGGGGAAAGUGACCCAAAUAAGACUACCUGUGAAGCUUGCAACAUUACUUUCAGCCGGCACGAAACGUACAUGGUCCACAAACAGUAUUACUGUGCUACGCGCCACGACCCUCCGCUCAAGAGGUCAGCUUCCAACAAAGUGCCUGCCGUGCAGAGAACCAUGCGUACGCGCAAGCGCAGGAAGAUGUAUGAGAUGUGUCUUCCUGAACAGGAGCAAAGGCCUCCGCUCGUCCAACAGCGAUUUCUCGACGUAGCCAACCUCAGCAGUCCUUGUACCUCCACUCAAGAACCCACGGAAGGGCUGGGAGAGUGCUACCAUCCAAGAUGUGAUAUCUUUCCCGGAAUUGUCUCAAAGCACUUGGAAACGUCCCUCACGAUUAACAAGUGUGUUCCGGUUUCCAAAUGUGACACUACUCAUUCCAGUGUUUCCUGCCUAGAGAUGGACGUGCCCAUAGAUCUCAGCAAAAAGUGUUUAUCCCAGUCUGAGCGGACGACUGCCUCUCCCAAAAGGCUGCUGGACUACCACGAGUGCACUGUGUGCAAGAUCAGUUUCAACAAGGUAGAAAACUACCUGGCCCACAAGCAGAAUUUCUGCCCGGUCACUGCACAUCAGCGUAACGACCUGGCUCCGCUCGACAGCAAAGUGUUUCCGAAUCCAGAAAGCGAACGAAACAGCCCCGAUGUCAGCUAUGAAAGAAGCAUCAUAAAAUGUGAGAAAAAUGGGAAUCUGAAGCAGCCUUCCCCCAACGGAAACUUAUUUUCAUCCCACUUAGCAACUCUGCAGGGCCUGAAAGUCUUCAGUGAAGCCGCUCAGCUCAUUGCGACAAAAGAAGAAAACAAACAUUUGUUUCUUCCACAAUGCCUGUACCCUGGAGCAAUAAAGAAGGCAAAAGGAGCCGACCAGCUCUCUCCUUAUUAUGGAAUAAAGCCAAGUGAUUAUAUUUCUGGUUCUCUUGUCAUCCAUAACGCUGACGUGGACCAAAGCACAAACGCGGAAAAUGAAUCUCCCAAAAGCCAGGCUUCUUCCAAUGGGUGCGCUGUGCCGAAGAAAGAUUCCCUGCCGUUGUUGCCCAAAAAUCGAGGCAUGGUCAUAGUGAAUGGUGGACUGAAGCAAGACGAGCGCCCUGCCGCCAACCCACAGCAAGAGAACAUUGCCCAGAAUCCUCAGCAUGAAGACAGCCGCAAAUCUCCCUCCUGGAUCUCGGAGAACCCAUUAGCCACGAACGAGAACGUCUCCCCAGGAAUUCCCUCCACAGAGGACCAGUUGUCUAGUAUAGCUAAAGGUGUGAAUGGCUCCACCCAGGCUCCAACCAGUGGGAAAUAUUGCCGGCUGUGUGACAUCCAGUUCAACAACCUCUCAAACUUUAUAACUCACAAGAAGUUUUAUUGCUCAUCACAUGCAGCAGAACAUGUCAAAUGAAAUCACAAAAUAA